CAAAACAAAACAGUCUGCAAUCGGCGACUGUAAAGAACGAACGCUUACGAAUAUGUUGUGUUUUCAUUAAAUCCGCAUUUGAGAAGUCCGACUUGAAGCUGAAUCUACAACGCGAUACUAACGAGUAUACUCACACAUACAUAUAUUCAUGUAUAUAAAUAAAUAAAUAAUAAGAUAGCGGCAAAUUUAUUCGUACAUAGAGCAUCGUACGCUUGAUUAACGGAACGGAUCGGAACUACCACUAGUGGGACAAUCGCCUUUGUGCGUCAUGCGUCGUCCGCUGAUAAGCGUAGCUUCCAUUGACCAACACUUUCGUUUAUCAUUGGCGCGUAUUUUAAAAUAACAAAAACAAAAAAAAAAAAAAAAACCACACACAGAAUCUAUAUUGUAUAAAUCGUUUCUUAUCAACUCGUAUAAUAUUGGUCAGUGUCACGCUGCUUGGGAUCUAACUGUAAUCGCAUUCAAUGUUUAAUCAUCAAACAGGGGAGUUGUGAAAAACAUUUCUAUUGUGAAGCGCUGAAAAGUGAUUUUAAAAACUCGCGUGUCAUAGACACUCAUAGUAUAUAUAACAAGUGGCGAGCCCCUUUUUGCUUGACAGCACUACAUAGUUUGAAUAUUGAUAAAAAACAAGUGGAUAAACAGACUUUCAACACGUUUCUUAGCUUCACAGCGUUCAGUUUCCAGUUGCCCGCCAAGCGUUCCACAACAUGUCGCGCUUCAAAAGUUUAGUUCUCACAGUCAGUGUACUUUGCGCUUGUUUAGGUGGCAAUGCGCAGGAGGAUAAUACUUGGUCAUUGAAUUUUGGUGGUCUCUCGUUAUUGAAUAUUCCCCAAUUCGGCCGCUCGAUCAUUGAAGCUGUUGGUGUGAUCACUGAGAAUCCCUUAAACACAGUGGACAUUUUGCCACGACGUCCCGGUGCGAAAUCAAAUAUUCCAGAGGAUGCACAUCUUACAACGCCGGAAUUGAUAAAGAAGUAUGGAUUUCCUAUUGAAAUUCAUCACGUGGUCACCGAUGACGGUUAUAUUUUGGAACUACAUCGUAUUGCUCGACAAGGUGCUACGCCAGUUUUGCUAAUGCACGGUUUAUUAGACUCGUCAGCAACAUGGGUUAUGAUGGGACCUGAUAAAGGGCUUGGUUAUCUUCUCUACAAUACUGGCUAUGACGUAUGGAUGCCAAAUGUAAGGGGCAACACCUACUCCCGCAAUCACACCAAGUACAGCACAAGGCAUGCCAAAUUCUGGGAUUACACAUUCCAUGAAAUGGGCAAAUAUGAUCUUCCCGCAAGCAUUGAUUACAUUUUGGCGCAAACGGGUCACGAUCAAUUACAUUAUAUUGGUCACUCACAGGGCACCAUGACCUUUUGGAUAUUGUGUAGUGAGCAUCCUGAGUAUACUGAGAAGAUCAUUUUGAUGCAAGCAUUGGCGCCAGUCGCUUACGUAAAGCACUCCAAAAGUCCGGUGGUCGAAUUUUUGGCCUUCUUCCAGGAUCCUCUUAGUAUGCUCUUGAAACUGAUUGGUGCGCAUGAGUUCUUGCCCAGUAACGAGUUCAUGACAAUGUUCAGUGAAAUGGUCUGCGACGAAGACACUUUUACAUUGGAUAUUUGUUCGGAUGUGCUAUUUUUGAUGGCCGGUUUUGAUAAAGCACAGGCGAACGAGACAAUGCUCCCAGUUGCACUCGGUCAUUCGCCGGCCGGUGCUUCUACAAAGCAAAUGCAGCACUUCGGUCAAUUGAAACGAUCAGGACAUUUCCGUCAGUUCGACCACGGUUGGAUACGUAACUACUGGAUUUACAACAAUGUGUUACCGCCGGAGUAUCACUUUGAGAAUGUCCGCAACAAGGUGGCGCUACAUUACUCUCAAAACGAUUGGCUGGCUACUCCGACCGACGUCGAACAACUACAUCUUCAGCUGCCAAAUGUGAUUGGCAAAUUUUUGGUGAGCUAUCCAAGUUUCAAUCAUUUGGACUUUGUUUGGGGUGUGGAUGCGCGCGAAUUGCUUUACGAUCGUGUCUUGCGAUUAAUGAGUUUAGUCGAGCGUGGCGAACUUUAAAAUACAUUACAGUUAUAUUUUUUAUUAUUUUAUUAAAUUAAGUUAGUUGGUAAGGUAGUAACAAAUGUGAACUGAAGUGGAAGUGAGAAGUUGCAUGUACCUAAAGUUUGAAGGUAUGGAGUAUAUCUUCUAUGUUGGUAUUAUGGUUUUGUUUAUACAUAAUUUUAGUAUUUGUUAUUUUUUAUCAAGUACCUAAUAUUGACAGUGUUAGUCGCCAUGGAUAUAGUUAUUUAUUUUACACAUGUAUAUUUUAUGUUGGUGAGAAAAUUGAAUGUCAAACCAAAAUAUCUACAAUAAAGCAUUCCAAGUGAAAUAAUGAAAAUGUAUAAGUAAACUGUACAUAAGAGUAAAA
This is a messenger RNA of Zeugodacus cucurbitae (melon fly), 2400 nucleotides long. Its product is annotated as lipase 3. The coding region runs from base 708 to 2048 and encodes 446 amino acids. The record is from RefSeq and is a predicted model, not a curated record. Lineage: Eukaryota; Metazoa; Arthropoda; Insecta; Diptera; Tephritidae. Gene Ontology annotation, molecular function: hydrolase activity, acting on ester bonds. The transcript has 5 exons.